AUGAGCGGUGAAAUCACCCACGGUUACAUCAAUCAUCAGUGGAGGUCGUCCAAUGCCUUCCUCAUUACUGUCGCUGUGGUCAGUUUGUUUUCAGAAAAAUUUCUCUAUGGAUUCAUCGUUCCAAUUUUAAAGUACAUGGUCGAGUUCCGCCUUGGACUUGAUCCAUCCAGCACACAAAACCUCACCACUGCCCUGCUUGCUGUGCAUGGAUUAUGCUCUUUGAUCUCUGCGCCCAUCAUCGCGCACUUCGCAGACAAAACACCAAACAGAAAGUACCUGCUACUAUCUUCUCUGGUGGGAUGCGCUCUAGGCACCUCUCUUGUUGCCUACACGCCGUCAGUAUGGGCACUCCUCCUCGGAAGAAUCGUUCAAGGUGUUUCUGGGUCUGCGACAUGGAUUUCAUCGUUUGCGAUGCUGGUGGAUAAUAUCGAGCCGGAGCGAAAAGGACAAACUUUAGCAUUGGCUAUGUCUUUUGUGACCAGUGGUGUCAUUGGAGGUCCAGCAAUCUCCGGCUUGUUGUUUCAGAUAGCUGGUUAUUGGGCAGCCUGGUCCGUUCCUUUUGCUCUUUUGAGCCUUGACUUUCUUGCCCGGCUAGCGAUGGUUGACAGAAAGUCCGAGAUGCCUCAGACUACAAAGUCAGUCAAGUCUUCGGAAACGCGGGGACCAGAGGACACAGCCGGGCUACUUUCAAGCCGGAAGAAUGGUUACAAAACAAUCGAACAAAAUCCGGAUGGGCUUUAUAGAGAGAGGACAGACAUCCUUGAGAGUCAGAAUGCUCAAGGCUCGAGCUCUGUUGAGGUUGAAACCCCAGGAUUCUACCGCACUUUGCUGUUUGAUCCACGGAUUUUAACCGGAUUGGCGAUCACUUUGGCGCAGUCCGUGAUUGUCGCUGGCUUUGACACUACGCUCCCUCUUUACCUCCAGAACACAUUUGGCUGGGGAAGUCUCCCCGUGGGAAUGAUGUUCCUUGGGAUCCAAGGGCCACCCAUCAUUCUAGGUCCUCUCAUUGGCGGCGUUCGAGAUCACCUAGGGCUGCGAUACCCUACUGCCCUAGGUUGGGCUAUCGUUGCACCAUUUCUCUGGUUACUUGCAGUUCCAGGGCGGUUCGACUUUCCCUGGGCUGCCCUAGAUUCUAAUGGUGAGGCCAUUGUGAUCGUCAGCAUUGUUGGGGUUGGUUUCGGAUUUCUAUUAAUCCGUGGAGCUGGAGCAUUCCAGCUAAUUGCUGUGACAAAAGAACUAGAAAACAAAUCCCCAAAUAUUUUUGGUCCCAAUGGAGCCAACUCCAAAAUUGCCGCCAUGAUGGAAGUUUCAUUCAAUCUGGGCAUGUUAAUUGGGCCUCUUGUUUCUGGAAGCCUCUCUGAGAUACUUGGCUAUUACUAUGUGAACUGUACCAUGUCGAUUCUUGCUCUAUUUGUUGCUGUCCUUUCCCUUAUCUACCUCCAGCGGUAG
This is a messenger RNA of Penicillium samsonianum, 1449 nucleotides long. RefSeq names its product MFS transporter. Gene Ontology annotation, molecular function: transmembrane transporter activity. The coding region runs from base 1 to 1449 and encodes 482 amino acids. The transcript has 5 exons. The record is from RefSeq and is a predicted model, not a curated record. Gene Ontology annotation, biological process: transmembrane transport. NCBI's taxonomy places the organism in Eukaryota, Fungi, Ascomycota, Eurotiomycetes, Eurotiales, Aspergillaceae.